Messenger RNA from Schizophyllum commune H4-8, 1090 nucleotides. RefSeq names its product glycoside hydrolase. The transcript is spliced from 6 exons. NCBI's taxonomy places the organism in Eukaryota, Fungi, Basidiomycota, Agaricomycetes, Agaricales, Schizophyllaceae. The record is from RefSeq and is a predicted model, not a curated record. Bases 48 to 794 code for a protein of 248 amino acids.
CUGCAUAAGCUCUUCAAUCCCUUCUGUUUCUCUCAACUGUCGACACGAUGAAGUCGUCCUCCGUCUCAGCAUCCGCCCUUUCCGCUGCGCUCUUUGUGGGCGGCGCCUCUGCGCACACCAUCUUCCAGAAAAUGUACGUAGAUGGCGUCGACCAGGGCCAGCUCACUGGAAUCCGCGUGCCCGACUACGACGGUCCCAUCUCGGAUGUCACAUCAAACGACAUCAUCUGCAACGGUGGCAUCAACCCAUACCAUCAGCCAGUCUCUACCGAUGUAAUCACUGUCCCCGCCGGCUCGCAGGUCACCGCUGAAUGGCACCACACUCUCAACGGCGCCGAUGCUUCUGAUGCCGCCGACCCCAUCGACGCGUCGCACAAGGGCCCUGUCAUUUCUUACCUCGCCAAGGUCGACGACCCUACGAAACUCGACGCGACAGGUCUUUCCUGGUUCAAGAUCCACGAGGAGGGCUAUGACCCGUCAUCGAACACCUGGGGCGUGGACACGAUGAUCAAGAACAAGGGCAAGGUCACGUUCGAGAUCCCGUCGUGCAUUGAGGACGGCUUCUACCUCCUUCGUCACGAGCUCAUUGCGCUGCACGGUGCGAGCAACUACCCUGGCGCGCAGUUCUACAUGGAGUGCGCUCAGAUUGAGGUGACGGGUGGCAGCGGUAGCGCCUCGCCGAAGACGGUCAGUUUCCCUGGAGCGUACUCCGGCUCGGACCCAGGCAUCAAGAUCAACAUCUACCAGACGCUCAACUCGUACACCAUCCCAGGCCCGGAGGUGUUCACUUGUUAGACGUUCACUGGCGGGUGCAGUCCUUUUCAAAUUAUUCUUUGGAUGUUCUGGGCAUGCUCUGGCGGCUGGUGCGUAUUGUAAAGGUCCAUAUAACUGCCAUGAGUGUAUUCCAUGUUGUAUAGUACCUUUGUGGAUGAAACUACGCGAGAGUGCAAAUAUAUGUACAGUGAACAAAUUCCUGUGGCUGUCGAUACGUAGUGAACGAGCUGUCCGACCUGAAGAGAUGAAUCUUCGUCCGACUGAGAGUAUACGUACAGGACGGCGCGCCCCAGCAAGUGGGCCGCCGCACCCCAGGG